Diachasmimorpha longicaudata is the source of this 5737-nucleotide messenger RNA. Its product is annotated as PWWP domain-containing protein 2A-like. The transcript has 4 exons. Gene Ontology annotation, molecular function: chromatin binding. Lineage: Eukaryota; Metazoa; Arthropoda; Insecta; Hymenoptera; Braconidae. The record is from RefSeq and is a predicted model, not a curated record. Gene Ontology annotation, cellular component: chromocenter; nucleus. The coding region runs from base 152 to 2227 and encodes 691 amino acids.
CCACCAGAUAUCCCCCUCACGUCAGCUCUCACGUCAUCCGUCCCAGACGACGAGCUAAACGGGCGUUAUUACCGUCAGGGGCCUUGUGGGUCACAUAACAUUUUAUAAAGAAAAAAAACAUUUUUUUUCCACCUGGAGGGACAACCUCAUCAUGGCGGAGACGGUGGUAAUGUCCAAGGAUAUAUCGAUGGGCGACAAGAUCCUAGUUACCGUCGAGUCUGCACUACCAGACAUUAUUGUCGUCAGCUUUGACCACGGGGUCAAGUCAUUCCAGGGAGCACUACUUGAUGCCACCAAGAGAGGACUACCCUGUGGUGUCCAGCCCCCAGAGCCCCUACCAGGACCGGAUGGCGACAAAUUGGCGACAAUAGCAGCACGUUUUAGUUAUUUUCAAGACAAAAAGAUAAAGAAUGUCAUAAAUAAAAUUGACUUGAGAAGAAGUAUAAAUCCUCCUGCUAGAUACAAAAAUGCAAGGCCAACAGUUAGAUUACGUCCACGUCAAGUGCUGUGUAAUAAUUGUCGAUCAAUUUGCAAUGAGAAAAGUGAGAAUAUGGAUAUCGGCAAAAAACGCAAACUAAACGACAGAGUUAUCGAUCCAGACAUUGUGUUGAGGCGUAGUGAGCGACGUUGUGUUCAACAGACUGAUAAAAAUAGAAGUAGCGAUGAUAUAAUGGAUAGUGUGCCAUCACUGAUACCGAAAAUUUCGAGACUGCAGAAGCCAGAUGAUAAGAGUGAGGGGAAUAUGAAUGUCGCAGCUUGUUGGCUACGAUCAAGACCUGGAGAGUGGAAUCCAGGUGAUGAGAGCCAGAGAAAUCAUUGUGGUACAUCUGAUAUUGAACCAUCAGAGUCAACAAUGCCCGAGGGUGGUGCUAAUGUCGCAUUUCGUGCUACACCACGUCGUCUAAGCAGUUCGUCAGUGGAGAGUGCAAAAAUACCGGAGGGUGAGGACGAUGAGGACGAUGAGAAAGAUAAGGAAAGAACACUGAUGGCUGCAGCAGAUUCAACCGUGAAGUCUAAAAAUACGGGAAGGGUAUCGAGGAAGAAGAGGUCGGUUGGCUCCAUGGAGGAUCUGUGGGAUGAAACGAUAUUCGAGGAUAAUGGGAGGAAUACGAGAGCUACGCCCAUCAUAAAAAUAUCGUUUGGGGCACAGGGGGAGGGUACGGUACUCAAGAUACCUUCGAAGAUUAAGAAUUCGAUUGGUGAGUCCGAGGGGGAGAAUGAGGAGGCUCACGGUGGGAAGUUUGAGGGGCCCAAGAUCGAUGAGGAUGGACUGCAGGAGCAACUGGAUCCACAGAAACAAAAUUCGGGAAAGGAUUCAGCAUGUGCCAAAGCGGCUAAAAGAGCACUUAAGAGGGCUAAGAAAGAGGCUAGGAGGAAGAUGCUUGGGGGUGGAAGUGGUGGUUCACCUGGUAGAUCGCCGUUGAGCACUUCGCCUAGGUACAAUCCGUCCUAUGAUCCAUUGGCGUAUCAUCGCCGUAAGCACAAGGUUAAGCAUAAAAAGAAACACAAGGAGGAACGCAAACACAAGAAUCAACAGUUGAAUGAUGAUGCCAAAGAUUCAACUCUACUUAAUGGAUUACCAAGUGGUGAAUCGUAUACAGCUAUUAAGGAGCAAUGUUUGAAGCAGAAAUUAUCGAUAUCGUUAAAACGAUUGAAUACUAAUGCUUAUGCAAGGUGUGAUUAUCCGGUUAGUAAUGCAUCGUCCGGGUGCAAGAGCCCUGGGGCUAGUUCUGAGGAGCUGAGUGAAGUUGAGCAGGAACAUCAGUUGGGCCAUGAGGGUGAGGCUAAUGAGAAUACACCGGAUUUUCCACCGCCUGCACAUCCACUCGCAUUGAGAUUAGCUGCUACACCGGUUGCUCAUUGCUUGACGGCCAGUGGACGCAGAAUGGAUGUUGGGGAUGUUGUAUGGGGGAAGAUUCAUGGAUUUCCUUGGUGGCCGGGGAAGGUCCUGAGCAUAUCCAUGUCCUGCAAGGAAGACGGUGCAUCACCAGAGGCCCAGGCCCACGUCGCUUGGUAUGGCUCGUCCACGUGUUCAUUGAUGUCUUGUGAUCGACUCAGUCCAUUCCUCGAGACCUUUAAGGCUCGUUACAACAAAAAAAAGAGAGGCCCCUACAAAGAAGCCAUUAGGCAGGCGCAAACCGAGGCACGCAGUCAAAUAACACCAAACUCAACGAAUGAUGUUCUGAAAGUGUGUGGUUCACCGCGUGAGGUCAAUGUACUAUCCUGAGAUAAAAAAAUAUUUAAUAUUCGGGCAAUUCGUCACUGCCGUCUACCACCUCGCAAGAGGUAAACUUGACACAAGGUCGAAUUUAUUAUUGUAAUAUAAUGUUUUUGUAUAUAAGUUAAUUGAAGUUGUGAUGAACGCAUUAAUGUUCUCAAAGUAUUUGUUUUCAUUAGAAGCCGUAUCUGAGGCAUUUUUUGAUUAGUUUGAAGUGUAAUUGAUUGAUUGCUUGAGGGGAAACAAAUUUAAGUUUUGAAAAUUGUGGAAUGUUCAGUGUCAGUUUUCAAAUUAGAAAAUUCAUUCGUUUUAUCAUAAUUUGAAUGGACAUGCCAUCUCUUUCAUCAUCAAACGAGCUUCUGAGGCGACUUUGAAAUCGAAUUUGAAAGUGUCGUCAGGUGAUGAUUUUUCUACGCAUUUUUACACGAGUGUGGUACUUGCCCUUAUCUCAUGCCAAGAAAGUACAGUUAUCACUUUGAAAUAGAACAGGACGGAGUAAAGUUCUCGGUAAAAAAUUCCAUUCUAAUAGAAUUAUUUAUAUCUUCACACGUAAAAUACUGGGUCUGGAGUUUUUAUUUUUUUGUCGCGGAUUUUGUGAAGUUAAAAAGAUCAAAAAAAAAUUUAGAGCUUCCUAGUGAUGUUCAAUUUAAUUUUUUCAUCUAAAUUAUGAUUGAUCCCACGUGACUAUUGUUUACUUGAAGCAUCUAAAAACAUACAUGGAACAUGAAAAUCGACAAUUGGUUCCUGUGAUUUUUAAAACUUACUGGUCUUCCCUCAACGACGGAUGCAAUUUAAAAAAAUGUGCCGUUUUCCUGUUCUUCAGAAUGAAGUAAUAAUUUUAUUGUUUUCUGUUACUGUUAAUAUUGUUCAUUUGCUGGAUUGAUUUUUCAAUUCUCAAAAUCAAUGUUUCGCCUUUCAUUAGUGAUAAUUCUCUGAGGAAGAAAUUCGUCUCGUUUUUCUUUUCAUAUGCUUCAUACUUAUACUGCCGAAAUAAUUACUACUGAUGGAACAGGUCGCCAAGAUAAUACGCACAGUUUUUUUUCAUUAUUUCAUUAUUUCAACUGUAAGAGAAGAAAUAGUAGGAAAUGUCGUUUGUAAAUACUCAGCAGUAAGGGACAAUCGUACGAUCAGAUAGAAAGUUCAAAUCCAUUUUUUAAUGAAGAAAUACGUUAUCUGAUGAUUACGUACAUCUAGAAAUGAAUGAUUUUGGAAGAAUAAAAUAAUUACCAAUCACUUGUACGGUAUUUCACUUCGUAAUUGGAAUGAAUCCACUAUAAUUACGGAUAUUAAUGAAGAGAGAACGAUAAGAAAAGAGUUAAUUCGUGUUUUUUUAGUAUAACUGUGAUGAUUUUUUCAAAUAUUUUGUACUAGAAAGUAAUUAUUCUGCGCAUAAACCAUGUUCUAAUGUCGCUGUGUUUAUACAAAAGAAACGAAAAUCUACGAAACGUACGUAGGAUCAUUAUUAGCAUUAAACAUAUCGUGAAUUUGCGUAAUUCAUUGCGGAACUGUAGUUCAUAGUGCGAUAAAUAUUAUUUUUUAUUAUGCCUGUUAAUUGAAUUUUGAGUGAUAAGUUUAACAGAGAGAAAGAGAAAACAAAAAAUACAAACAGUACUAUUCAUUCCGCAGGAACAAGUCUCUUAGGGAGGCGUAGAUUUAUACAAGAAUAAACUUGGACGGUAAUGCGCGUUCUCUAUUUUCCAAAAAUUAAUUAGCGGCCUUUUGAAAUGAAGGAAAAGAGUUGCAGAACUGGCUAACGCAGACCCGUGAACCGUCUUCCAUUAAAAGAAUGUGAAAACAUAAUAAAUUUAACGUUUUUUUUUUAAGAUUGUGGAGUGGAUUGUUCAGAGCAAUGUAAACCAUACGGCAAAAAUUGAUGGAAAAGUCCACCUGUAUUUAAGUUUUACUGAUUUCUAUUGAAACAAGAAGCUUGAAGUGGCGGAAUUAUUCAAUAAAAUCAAUUAAAAUCUAAUGGGAAGUUGAAUAAGGAGCCAAUAGGAUUUUACAUCGUAUUUAUUAGCUUUACUUGAAAAAGAAUUUUAUGCCUGCGAAUUAAUAAAUUGAAAUUACAAGAAUUUGACCAACUUCGAUUUAUGUAACGUCAAAAUUUCAUCGAAUCAUGAAAAAAUGUCAUUGACACAAUUCUUUGGAAUAAUCUAACAGAAUUAAUGAGAUUAGAGAAGUACAUGCGCAUGAAGAAAUUCAUGAAGUCGUAUUCGAUAAAUAAAAAUGAUCCAAUUACUGGGUAAUCCACUCUGAAACAUACAAUUUAAAUAUUCCCAGUGAAAAUUUUCGAUGGAAGCUCUCUAAAAUUCAAAAUGCUGAUGAAUUCCUAGAUUUUUUAUGAGAAUUACAGAAAAAUAGGACUGAAUUUUUUUACAUGAAAAUUUUUUUUGUACGAGUAGUCUUUCAAGUCGGACAAUGCUGCAGGAGUUCAAGUAUUUUUGCUAGAUUUUAAUUCUUCGGAUUGAAGUAAAAAGAUUUGAUUGCUGGCAUUCGUGGAUAACAUCAAUAGAAUUCCAAUAUUUUACGUGAAAGCACAACUGAAGUCUUUCAUCUUAUUCAUCGAGGUGGUUACAUCCACUUCCGCUCAUAAAAUUUAACGAUGGAGUCAUGAAAAGACUGGAUAGGAAAAAGUUCUCAUGGUUUCUCACGAAUCUAUUACGGAUAAAAAUUCAAUUUCAAGUGGCCCUGAACUAAAUUUCGUUAUGCAAGUUGAUCUUUCUCCCAAGGAUGAACUCUGAAAAGGCCUCUUGUUCUUUUGAAACAGCUUGUACAGUAUAAGAGCCCUGAACAGGGUUUUUGCGAUUUAUCACUAUUCAUCUUAAAAUCCUGGCAAUUCAGAAGUAUGACUUGAAUUUUAAGAGCCUGGUAGAGAAACUUACAUUAAUUCACUAUUAAAUUUUUCGGAUAAAACGAUAAGUCAAUAAAAAAUUACAGUAUCUCAAGUGAAAAAUCAAUAAUAGUAGAUUGAUAUCCUGAUAAUGAUUCCUUACUGUCCAAUUAUCUUGGACUCAGAGUAGAAUAACAUGACACAGAUGGUAAUAUUAUCGCCGUGUGAUGUAAAAAAAUUGCAAUUUUGUCACUUGAAAUACCAUAGUUUUUGACAUACGGAGAGAAAUUCCUGAAAAAAAUUGUAGUCCUGUUGAAUGAAAUUCCGAAUGCCCAGGAGUUUUCAUAGGAAUUCGGGAGGAGAUAACGUCCAAUAAAAUUAUAUAUCUCGAUUUGAAUUUUUCUCAGCAAUUUUCCUCCAGAAUGCAAGUAAAAAUUGCUGAUUAAUAACUAGAAUUUUGAAGUGCUUUCCAAUAAUAAUUUCACUUGGUCCAUCAAAAUUAUCAUUGGGAUAACAUCGCUCACCUCAAUCUAACGAAACCAAUAAAACGAAAACAGUGUGUUCUCUGCUACAAAUUAACUCUUGCAAAUUAACUCGAAAAACCUGACUGGAGGUGCACGGCCUUGGGGCGAUUUUUACGUGUAAAUCAAUAAAAAGAAAAAUAUACUUUGUUUCACUGUCUAAAACAA